CCGUGAACCGUGAACGAAACGGAGCCGAAGACACUCGUGCACACCUUUUAGUGGUUGUUUAGGAGCUACUAUAAAACAAUCCAGCCAAGGCACACGAGGGGAUACAACUGGAACGGAAGUGAUUCGGUUAUAGUUUGCAAACCAUUCAUUCUGUCAUAUCUAUCUGUGGAAUUUGUCCUCGACGCAAUGGCCUUCCGAGUGUUACUUGUAUGCAUAUGCUUGCUUGUGUGCACCGCCGCGAUAAAAGCUGACUAUGGUGGACCAGUGGGACUUGUCAGCCAGGCCGGAAGUUCAAGUGCAUCAAAUCGCGCACCCUAUGCAGCUCAGUCUAGAUCCAGCAUGAACAACGCCAAUUCCAAUGCGUAUGCUACCGGUGGCCAGACUGACACGAGAUCCGAUACAUACACGAGCGACGACAGCAGCGACGAUUACAAUGCCGGCAAUGCUGGCAGCAGCAGCGCUGCCAGCAGUGCAGCGGCGGCGUCCUCGUCCAGUGGCGGAUCCGGAGCGGCCUAUGUUCCAGCUGGAGCCGGACCCGGAAACGUCAUUGCCGUGGCCCUGCCAGCAGGUGGCUACGAUAACAACGUGCGGGUGAUGAAUCUCAACACCAACCAAAUGGGUGAUCUUGGGUCACAAAUCCAGUUCACCAUCCGGGAAGUCCUCCGCAAAUUCGGCAUCCAGAUGGCCAACAAUGUUCGUGCCUCGUUCCAGCCUGGUCAAGUGUACGUUUACCAGUCCAACGGCUAUCCGUACAGCGGAAACUACGAUCAGUCGCAGUUCCAGUCGAUGGGCAGCGGUUACCAAGCGCAAAGCCAGUCGAACGGUGGAAUGUCUCAGUAUCAAUCGCAGCAGCCAGUAGCCGUAGCCUACAAAUAUAUCGGCCAACCCAACCAGGCUGUGGCCUUCCAGGUUAGCAACUACGGUGGUCAAGGGGCUGGCGCGGCGUCCGGUGCCAGUGCGCAGUCCGUCAGUGUCCCAGUGGACAAUGGUCAAGCUGUAGUUUCUUAUACUAGCAACGUCCAACCCCAGGUUACUGUCUAUCGUAACAAUGGCAAUAACGACGAUGGCAAUAAUAAUGCAGCGUAUUCUGAUGCGUCGGCCAAUGCCCAGGCCGGCGCGUCUAAUUUCGGAAAUCCGCCGCCACCUCCGCCGGUAUCUGGGCCGCGUAGACAGAGCGUCAAGUACGCAUCCAGCAAUAACAAAAAGACAGUGGAAAGUUCAAAUGUAGCCUAUGAAUCGAAUUCGGAAUAUUGAUGUGGUGAUUCAUAGGAAAUUUAAUGUAAUUAAAAAUUGUUGUUGUUCCGCUUUUGAUAUUUUUCCUGAUAAUAAGGAUGCUUGAGUUGCGAUUGAUACAGCGUUUUUUGGCUGACGAAUGCAUAAUGAGCUCGCUGUAGAGAAGGAAUAGCAGAGAAUACUGCUUCUGCAUUCCAAGCUUUUUCAUGUGCCAAGCAGCUGAUUCGUACAACGUUUGUUUUUCCGUUGUGUCGUUUUUACAAUACCGGUUCUCAAAUGCAUUGUUGCUCGGUAAAUAUACAAUAAUGAACUGUGCACACGCUC
Paramacrobiotus metropolitanus is the source of this 1557-nucleotide messenger RNA. RefSeq lists its product as uncharacterized. NCBI's taxonomy places the organism in Eukaryota, Metazoa, Tardigrada, Eutardigrada, Parachela, Macrobiotidae. The transcript is spliced from 2 exons. The coding region runs from base 187 to 1254 and encodes 355 amino acids. The record is from RefSeq and is a predicted model, not a curated record.